UUCCAAGACUUUAAAAACGUGUUUAUUUGUAAGAUAUCCCAGGCACUAGCUGUGAUCUUAGCAACAAUUGAAAUUGACAUCGAUUAGAGCUUUUUACGUUCGUGACUUGGGAAUAUUUUAUAUUUUAGUAAGACAAACACUUUGCCAAGAAAAUCAUUUUCGUUUUCCAAUCCCACGAAGACCUAAGCGGGAAUCGUGGGACUCGUGAAGAGGCUUAGUGGCUGAACAGCAGCUGGUACUAGAAUUACAAGUUACCCACACCACCAUGUCCAGAUUGUUGUUUGCAGCCACAGAGCAGAUCCAGAAAGGAUUACAUGCUGGCAAGAUGCUAAUUCACAACACAGUUCGGCAGCAGAUGGCUGCCAAAAAACCGACACCGCCAGCACCCAAGAAACCCCCCACAGCUCCGCCACCCAAGUCCUCCAAUCCGCCCAAGUGUCCUGGUGGCGACAAGAAGCCCAGGAAACCGGGCUAUUUUGCCAGCGGUGGCAAACAUGCCACAUUCAAUGAUUGUCCUGUGCCGGAGGGCGACUUCAUGAAGGCCUGGAAGACGAAGAACAGUCGCUACAACAUGGUACUGUUCAGUGGCAUCGUGGCGGCGAUUGGGACAUGGGGCCUGGCCUUGUCCUCAGGCGUGUUGGGUCUGUAUUGGACCUUGCCCCAGUACCCCUACACGGAGGAUGAGAUGGAUGAGUUCGAGUACCAGGAGCAGCGCCGGCAGGAGGAAAGGGAGGAGCGCGAGCAGCGCCAUCAGGACGCUGUUGAAGCCAGGGAGCUGAGCAUCCGCCGGCGCAAGGCCAAGGAGGCCAUGGAGCGCGAGGUGGACCUGAUGCAGCGGGACAUGGAGGGCGGCAUUUCGGACAGGGAGCUGGACGAGCUGCAGCGCCUGGCCGCCGAGCGCGAAGCCUUCGAGAUCUGGGAAAAGGACGAAGUGAAGCGGCUCCAGGAGCUGGAGAAGGAGCGCGAGAAAAUCCGCAAGGAGAAGGCCAAGGCCCGGGCCGAGCGGGAAAAGGAGGUCACCAGGAAGCGCAAGGAGCAGGAGGACAAGUGGGAGAAGGAGGAGGCCGAGCGCGAGAAGGCCCGUGAUAAGGCCCGCAGGGAGCGCGAAAAGGCCGAGAAGGAGAAGCAAAAGGAGAAGGAGCAGCAAGAAAAGGAGAAGGAGAAGGCUAGGAAGGCGGCCGGAAACUAACCGAAAUUCCAUUCUUCAGCUUCCGAUUCCCAUUUUUUUUGUUUCCCAUUUAAACAUUAAUUUGUCAACAGCAACACCCAAAGAUAUCCCCAAUAAUUGUCCUUAUUUUCCAAAAAAAACACAGAAGAGGAUCCAAAGCCAAAAAAAUCCUCUAAUAGUUGAACACUUUUCCUAUGUUUCGAUCAAUGUGUUUAAUAAAUUCCCAGAAUUUGUUGCUGUUGACUGGACU
Molecule: messenger RNA, 1418 nt
Organism: Drosophila bipectinata
Lineage: Eukaryota; Metazoa; Arthropoda; Insecta; Diptera; Drosophilidae
Gene: gom
Product: gomdanji
Source: RefSeq, a predicted model, not a curated record